AUGGAGCCACACUGCAGCGUGAAGAGCUCGAGUGUCGCGCACGAGAGAGCUGCUUGCGGCAGCACAAAGCAAGAUCAGGUGGCUGGUGCACUUGCAGUACGUGCAGUGCUGUGGUCCAUAGGGAUUCCGAGCGAGAUCACCCUCAAGCUGCUAAGCAGAAUGUACUUGCCGGGAUGCAGCAGACGGCAUGAACCACUGACCAUCAAGGAGUUCUGUGAAGUGAGAGAUCGCAGACUGAGGAAGCAGAUUGGCAAAACGCUUAAGAGCGCGGUUCACCUCGCCAACUGGAAGGGCACCGUUGUGGUUGUGAAGUGUGCCAAGAUGCAGCAGUCGAACAUGGUCAAAAACCUGCGCAAGUCGCACAGCAUGAUGCUGGGCGGCGUGGAAGGUGCCUCGCCAAGGCGAGCCGACGGUGACGAGACAGAAGCCGACAUCACGGAAGAACUCCUUCAUGAAAUUCAGCUUCUGGCUUCUCUUCGCCACCCGGAUUUGGUGUUGUUCCUCGGAGCUUGCCUGGACCCGAACUAUCCCAUCAUGUUUGUGUCGGAGUUCAUGGGUGGAGGCGAUCUCGAGCACUUCAUGUACAACAUGCGGGAGAAGCAUCAGGUCGCUGCCUGGAAGCCGCCAUUGUGGCGCAUGGUAGAGUGGUCUUGUGCCAUUGGCCGCGCUCUGGCUUUUCUGCAUGGUUUUGCGGCACCCAUUGUACAUCGAGAUCUGAAGCCGCUCAACUUGCUGCUCACCAAAAAUCUCGAACUGAAGAUGACGGAUUUUGGGAUAAGCAAGAUGAUGGCCACAAUGGAGAAUGAGCAUCAUACAAUGACGGGCGGCGUGGGAAGCUACUUGUACAUGGCCCCAGAAGUUGUGCGGUACGAGGAGUACAACGAGAAGGUUGACAUCUACUCCUACGGCCUGAUCAUGUAUUACCUCAGCUCUGGGAAGCGCCCUUUCCACCACAUCACUCUUGACCCGGAGGUGAUCCUCCAGCAGUACUGCCAGAAAAAGGAGCCACGUCCUCUCAUUUCUGAUUGCCCCAAGAUCCUGCGAGGCAUCAUUGAGCCAUGCUGGCAGACGGACAAGUUUGUUCGACCUUCGGCAGAGGAGAUCACACUUCAGCUGGACGCAAUUGCAGCGUCGCGAGGCGUCUCUUGUGAGUCCUGCUCUACGAUGUGA
This is a messenger RNA of Symbiodinium natans, 1170 nucleotides long. NCBI's taxonomy places the organism in Eukaryota, Dinophyceae, Suessiales, Symbiodiniaceae. The record is from the annotation of a GenBank genome assembly.